Molecule: messenger RNA, 2841 nt
Organism: Candoia aspera
Lineage: Eukaryota; Metazoa; Chordata; Lepidosauria; Squamata; Candoiidae
Gene: TRPC3
Product: transient receptor potential cation channel subfamily C member 3
Exons: 12
Coding region: 34-2841 (935 amino acids)
Biological process (GO): calcium ion transmembrane transport; regulation of cytosolic calcium ion concentration; single fertilization
Cellular component (GO): cation channel complex; plasma membrane
Molecular function (GO): store-operated calcium channel activity; protein binding; inositol 1,4,5 trisphosphate binding
Source: RefSeq, a predicted model, not a curated record
UCCACCGAGCUGAAGCCAAAGCGCUGCCGCGGCAUGUCCGGCACGGGCAGAAGAAUUAAGGAGCGGGGAAGCGUGACCUUCACCCAGCAGCAGCAGCAGGACGACGACGACGAGGAGGAGGAGGAAGGGACUUCCGAGGAAGAGCCCCCCCUGCCGCCGCCCUCACAGCAGCCCCGAGCACGUCGAGGGUGGAGGGGGGUCAAUGGCGGGCUGGAGCCUUCCCAACACCAGGCAGUGAAAACCCAGCGGGAAACGUACGGCUGCUACCCGCCUUCGCCGGUGGUGGGCAAUGUGCUUAUCGAUGAAAGUCCUUCUUUGAGACGAAUGACUAUGAUGAGAGAAAAGGGAAGACGGCAAGCCAUCAGAGGUCCAGCUUUUAUGUUUAACGAGAGGGGGACAAGCCUCACAGCUGAGGAAGAGCGUUUUCUGGAUGCAGCAGAAUAUGGGAACAUUCCUGUGGUGCGCAAAAUGUUGGAAGAGUCAAAAACAUUAAAUGUGAACUGUGUUGACUAUAUGGGCCAAAAUGCCUUGCAGCUCGCUGUAGGGAAUGAACAUCUGGAAGUGACAGAACUUUUGUUAAAGAAGGAGAACCUGGCACGGAUUGGAGAUGCACUGUUGCUUGCAAUCAGCAAAGGAUAUAUCCGGAUUGUGGAAGCAAUCUUGAAUCAUCCUGGGUUUGCAGCUAGCAAACGGCUGACUCUGAGCCCCUGCGAGCAGGAACUCCAAGAUGAUGACUUCUAUUCUUAUGACGAAGAUGGCACCCGCUUCUCCCCAGACAUCACACCCAUCAUUUUAGCUGCUCACUGUCAGAAGUAUGAGGUGGUUCACAUGCUGCUAAUGAAAGGGGCGAGGAUAGAGAGGCCCCAUGAUUAUUUCUGUAAGUGCAAUGAUUGCACUGAGAAACAGAAGAUUGAUUCUUUUAGUCAUUCUAGAUCAAGGAUAAAUGCAUACAAAGGGUUGGCCAGUCCAGCCUAUCUGUCCCUAUCUAGUGAAGAUCCAGUCCUCACUGCUCUAGAACUUAGCAAUGAGCUUGCCAAACUGGCUAAUAUUGAAAAAGAAUUCAAGAAUGAUUAUCGUAAGUUGUCUAUGCAAUGCAAGGACUUCGUUGUUGGUGUCCUUGAUCUCUGUCGGGAUUCUGAAGAAGUGGAAGCCAUUCUAAAUGGAGAUUUGGAAGCAGAGCCAGUUGAAAUUCAGAGGCACAGAGCUUCGCUGAGUCGUGUCAAACUGGCAAUUAAAUAUGAAGUCAAAAAGUUUGUGGCCCAUCCUAACUGUCAGCAACAGCUGUUGACUAUCUGGUAUGAAAACCUUUCAGGAUUACGGGAACAGGCCAUAGCUGUCAAGUGUCUGGUUGUGCUGGUUGUUGCACUGGGCCUUCCAUUUCUUGCCACAGGAUACUGGAUUGCACCGUGUAGCAGGCUUGGGAAAAUUCUCCGGAGUCCAUUUAUGAAAUUUGUGGCACAUGCAGCCUCCUUCAUUAUUUUCUUGGGACUACUAGUAUUUAAUGCUUCAGAUAGAUUUGAAGGCAUCUCAGUAUUACCAAAUGAGACAGUUAUUGAUUACCCAAAACAGAUAUUUCGAGUUAAGACAACUCAGUUCACUUGGACAGAGAUGCUGAUCAUGAUAUGGGUGUUUGGUAUGAUGUGGUCUGAAUGCAAGGAGCUCUGGCUAGAAGGACUUCGUGAAUAUAUUCUGCAGCUUUGGAAUGUUCUCGAUUUUGGAAUGUUAUCUAUUUUUAUUGCUGCUUUCACAGCUAGGUUGCUGGCCUUUUUACAAGCUACAAAAGCACAAAAUUAUGUGGACAAAUAUAUCCAGGAGACAGAUCUCUCUGUGGUCACCCUUCCACCAGACAUAGAGUAUUUUACUUAUGCUAGAGAUAAAUGGCUCCCAUCUGAUCCACAAAUCAUAUCGGAAGGUCUUUACGCAAUUGCUGUGGUGCUUAGUUUUUCUCGGAUUGCUUAUAUUCUACCUGCAAAUGAGAGUUUCGGUCCACUGCAGAUUUCACUUGGAAGGACUGUAAAAGACAUCUUCAAGUUUAUGGUUCUUUUUAUUAUGGUAUUCCUUGCUUUUAUGAUUGGGAUGUUCAUAUUGUACUCAUACUAUCUUGGAGCCAAAGUGAAUGCAGCAUUUACUACUGUUGAAGAAAGCUUUAAGACUUUAUUUUGGUCAAUAUUUGGUUUAUCAGAAGUCACAUCAGUUGUCCUCAAAUAUGAUCAUAAAUUCAUCGAGAAUAUUGGCUACGUGUUGUAUGGAAUAUAUAAUGUAACAAUGGUUGUGGUUUUAUUGAACAUGCUGAUUGCAAUGAUUAACAGCUCAUACCAAGAAAUAGAGGAUGACAGUGACGUGGAGUGGAAAUUUGCUCGUUCCAAACUCUGGUUAUCAUAUUUUGAUGAUGGGAAAACCCUACCACCUCCAUUCAGUCUUGUACCAAGUCCCAAAUCUUUCUUUUAUUUCUUCCUGAGGAUCAUUAAAUUAUUCAGGUGCAGAAGGAAAAGAUUACAGAAAGAUAUGGAAAUGGGCAUAGGUAACUCAAAAUCCAGGCUAAAUCUCUUUUCUCAGUCCAACUCAAGAGUUUUUGAAUCACACAGUUUUAACAGCAUUCUCAAUCAACCUUCACGCUAUCAGCAAAUCAUGAAGAGACUUAUAAAACGUUAUGUUCUGAAAGCCCAGGUAGACAAGGAAAAUGAUGAAGUCAAUGAAGGUGAAUUAAAGGAAAUUAAACAAGAUAUUUCUAGUCUGCGCUAUGAACUUCUAGAAGACAAAUCUCAAGCAACCGAGGAAUUGGCAAUUCUGAUACAUAAAUUAAGUGAGAAACUCAACCCAAAUAUAUCAAGAUGUGAAUGA